AUGGCAGACCUCGUGCAUCGACAUGUGGUAGAUCUCGAGGAAGAAGAGUUUUGUACAGUCCUAGUGAUGUUCGAGAAGGACAUAAAGCCUGUCCAUGUGACAUAUUAUGUGGGGAAUGUCAAAGGGGAAGGGUUGAUUAUGGUGAUGCCUUCACUUGAGGACGGGCUCGGACAAACUGUGAUGGUGACACUACCGGAGGAGCAGAUGGCCGAACUGUUGUUA
Ilex paraguariensis (yerba mate) is the source of this 222-nucleotide messenger RNA. NCBI's taxonomy places the organism in Eukaryota, Viridiplantae, Streptophyta, Magnoliopsida, Aquifoliales, Aquifoliaceae. The record is from the annotation of a GenBank genome assembly.